AUGGGCCCCUGUACCGCCUCCUCAUGCUGCUGCCAGGCCCCUAAUCUGCCAUGGGCCCCUGUACCGCCUCCUCAUGCUGCUGCCAGGCCCCUAAUCUGCCAUGGGCCCCUGUACCGCCUCCUCAUGCUGCUGCCAGGCCCCUAAUCUGCCAUGGGCCCCUGUACCGCCUCCUCAUGCUGCUGCCAGGUCCAGAGUCUCUCAUGGGUCCCUGUACGGCCCUCCCAUUGCUGCUGUCUCCAUCGCCACACUCUGCCAUGUGCCACUUUCAGGUCUCCUCACACUGCUGGUGUGUUCCAUUUUUUGACAUAGGGUGCUGGCAGAUUACGGGCCUCCCAUAGCUGCUGCCAGGCCCCUAAUCUGCCAUGGGCCCCUGUACCGCCUCCUCAUGCUGCUGCCAGGUCCAGAGUCUCUCAUGGGUCCCUGUACGGCCUCCCAUUUGCUGCUGUCUCCAUCGCCACACUCUGCCAUGUGCCACUUUCAGGUCUCCUCACACACUGCUGGUGUGUUCAAUUUUUUGUCAUAGGGUGCUG
Staurois parvus is the source of this 530-nucleotide messenger RNA. The record is from the annotation of a GenBank genome assembly. NCBI's taxonomy places the organism in Eukaryota, Metazoa, Chordata, Amphibia, Anura, Ranidae.